This is a messenger RNA of Trachemys scripta elegans, 1130 nucleotides long. Its product is annotated as killer cell lectin-like receptor subfamily B member 1B allele C. Lineage: Eukaryota; Metazoa; Chordata; Testudines; Emydidae. The transcript is spliced from 6 exons. The record is from RefSeq and is a predicted model, not a curated record. The coding region runs from base 2 to 781 and encodes 259 amino acids.
CAUGAGACUGCUCUUAGGUACGCUCAGACCUUCCUCUGUACUUGCCAUGGCUGGAGAAAUAAUUUAUGCUGAUUUAAACACUCCUGGAGCCAGUUCCUCUUCAAGGCCACCACAAAGAUCUCAGCACCUCAGUUCCCCUCCAUGUCCCCGGUGGCAUUGCAUUGCUGUAGGUGUCGGAUGGGUUGGGAACAUCGUCCUGACAAUAGCUGUGAUAGCUCUGGGGGUUUGGGUUUCCCAGUUGCAUGUCUCUUGUGAAGGACAGAUCAGAGGAACUCUGAAUACAUUGGAGAAUAAUGAAACUAGAAUCAUCAGUAGCACUGAAUGCUCCUGCCGAGAGGAUUUCCGGUCUCACUUGAAACCAAUUCUAUGUGAACCCCACAAUGGCAACUUGGCAGAGGACUCCGGGUGCAAACUCUGCCCCAGGGACUGGCUGCUGCAUGGGGACAAGUGCUACUGGCUGUCGAAAGAGAGUAAAAACUGGACUGGGAGCCGUGACGACUGCUCAGGGAAGAGAGCUCACAUGCUCGUGAUCCAGAACCGGGAGGAGAUGGAUUCUAUACAGAAUGUUACACAAGGUGCAAAUAAUGUCUGGAUUGGACUUAAAGUGACACCCCCAGGGGGGAAAUGGACCUGGGUGGAUGGUUCCCCAUUAGAUCCAAUGCUCUUCUCACACUCUGCUGAUGGGAACAGCUGUGGGUCUGUAAAAGGCACCCAGAUUCAGUCUGAGACGUGUGCUGCUGAGUUCAAAUGGAUCUGCCAGAAAGAAGCUGCCGUGAUAUAAACAGUUGGGCAGAGGAUCUUUAUUUGUGUAUCUGUAACAUGAAAUACUGGUGUUUAGGCUCACGGGGCGGGAUUGUGGCUUUAGACGGAGCUCUAGGCCAGGCGCAGAACAGAACCCCAGGAGGUGCUGGGACUCAGGUGCACCUCGCAGUCACAGUUCCUCCCCUCGGUCCUUCUCACUGGCUUGGGGUGUUGAGUUGUAAUUUAUAACCGUCCUAAACCUGGAAGAAAUUACUAACCUGUGAUGCUUCCCAGGGCAGUGAGGCAUCUCGCGAACAGAAGUGAAAGUAAGCCAGUAUGGGCCGGUUCGGCAUACCGGUAAGAAAGUGGUCACUGAUACGGGCCGGUAC